This is a messenger RNA of Vitis vinifera (wine grape), 1953 nucleotides long. Its product is annotated as calnexin homolog. Gene Ontology annotation, molecular function: calcium ion binding. Gene Ontology annotation, biological process: protein folding. The transcript is spliced from 7 exons. Bases 114 to 1724 code for a protein of 536 amino acids. Gene Ontology annotation, cellular component: endoplasmic reticulum; endoplasmic reticulum membrane. The record is from RefSeq and is a predicted model, not a curated record. NCBI's taxonomy places the organism in Eukaryota, Viridiplantae, Streptophyta, Magnoliopsida, Vitales, Vitaceae.
ACGUGUAUGGCCCCCCGUGCACCGCACGUGUCUCCUACUAGAACAAACUUAAAAACAGAAAGGGAGAAGGUGUGUGGUAGCUCUCGCGGUCAUCUGCUGAGGGAUUUCACGAAAUGGAAGGAAGGCAGAUCCGUGCGGUGUUGGUGUUGGUAGUGAUUUCUUGCGUUGGCUUCCAGAUCCGCGCUUCUGAUCCGAUCUUUAUUGAGUCCUUCGAUGAGUCUUUCGAUGGGCGCUGGAUUGUUUCUGAGAAAGACGACUAUAAAGGUAUAUGGAAACACUCAAAGAGCGAGGGACAUGAUGAUUAUGGGCUUCUUGUCAGUGAGCAGGCAAAGAAGUAUGCAAUAGUGAAAGAGCUUGAUGAAGCCGUUAGUCUCAAAGAUGGAACCAUUGUUCUGCAAUUUGAGGUGCGGCUCCAGAAAGGAUUGGAAUGUGGUGGUGCAUACUUGAAAUACCUCCGACCCCAGGAGGCUGGAUGGAAACCUGCUGAGUUUGAUAAUGACUCUCCAUACUCCAUAAUGUUUGGACCAGACAAAUGUGGGUCGACAAACAAGGUGCACUUCAUCCUUAAGCACAAGAACCCCAAAAGUGGGAAAUAUGUUGAGCACCAUCUCAAGUACCCUCCUUCUGUGCCCUCUGACAAACUGUCUCAUGUCUACACCGCAAUAUUGAAACCUGAUAAUGAACUGCGGAUUCUGAUUGAUGGGGAAGAGAAGAAGAAGGCAAAUUUCCUCUCAGCUGAAGAUUUUGAGCCAGCUCUAAUUCCUGCUGAGACUAUUCCGGAUCCAAAUGAUAAGAAGCCAGAGGAUUGGGAUGAAAGGGCAAAGAUUCCAGACCCAGAUGCAGUGAAGCCAGAUGAUUGGGAUGAGGAUGCACCCAUGGAGAUUGAAGAUGAGGAAGCUGUCAAGCCUGAAGGGUGGUUGGAUGAUGAGCCUGAGGAGAUCGAUGAUCCUGAUGCUUCAAAGCCAGAAGAUUGGGAUGAUGAGGAGGACGGUGAAUGGGAAGCUCCUAAAAUUGAUAACCCAAAGUGUGAGAUAGCACCUGGAUGUGGUGAGUGGAAGAGGCCAAUGAAGAGGAAUCCUGCUUACAAAGGAAAAUGGCAUGCCCCUCUAAUUGACAAUCCAGAUUAUAAGGGCAUUUGGAAGCCUCAGCAGAUCCCAAACCCUGAUUACUUUGAGCUCGACAGACCUGAUUUUGAACCUAUUACUGCCAUUGGCAUCGAGAUUUGGACAAUGCAAGAUGGUGUUUUGUUUGAUAAUAUUUUGAUAGCCAAUGAUGAGAAGGUUGCAGAAGCAUACAGGGACACUACAUGGAAGCUGAAGUUUGAAGUCGAGAAAGAAAAACAAAAGGCUGAGGAAGCAGCAUCUGGUCUCUCAGAUGGCCUCUCUGGCUUGCAGAAGGCAGUUUUUGACAUUCUCUACAAAAUAGGUGGCUUGCCUUUCUUGAGUGCUUACAAAGUCCAGAUCUUUGAUCUCAUUGAAAAGGGAGAAAAACAACCAAAUUUGACAAUUGGCAUCCUCGUAUCCAUUGUGGUGGUUAUCUUGUCGGUUUUCUUUAAAAUCCUUUUUGGUGGGAAAAAACCAGCGGUCAAUGUCACUGAGACAAAGAAUGAGGUGCCUGCAGAGACUUCUGAUAAUCAAGGAAGCAGUGCAGAGAAAGAAGAUGAGAAUGAGAAUGAAGAUGCGGCUGCUGCUGCUCCUCGCAGGAGGACUAGAAGGGAUACCUGAACUAGGUAUAUGAAUGGUCUGUGGCUGUUACUAGUGGGAAUUUUUGAGCUGCCAUGUGGUUUAUAGCUGUGGCUGAGUUAUUGAUAAGUGUUGUUCCUUAGUUUUUGUAUCAUGUUCCCAGUAGAAUACUCCCAUGAAGAGUAUAGAUGGUCUAAACUCUUAUGGUCCUAAUCUUAUUGUAUGUCAACUUAUGCCUUUCUGUAGGAGAUUAUUGUUGCUCUUUUGCUCC